Saprolegnia diclina VS20 is the source of this 1756-nucleotide messenger RNA. RefSeq lists its product as hypothetical. The record is from RefSeq and is a predicted model, not a curated record. NCBI's taxonomy places the organism in Eukaryota, Oomycota, Saprolegniomycetes, Saprolegniales, Saprolegniaceae. The coding region runs from base 12 to 1733 and encodes 573 amino acids. The transcript is spliced from 12 exons.
UCAUCCGAUCUAUGAAUAGUCGUCGACUCGCAUCGCCGAUGGUCGAUCCCAGGCCGGCGCGGGUGCGCAGCAGCUCGAAAGAGAGGCUUGAAGGCGUAUAUCCGACGACAACGCAGCGGCGCAAGCACAAGCCGCCGGUCAACGUGGCCGAGAUCCGCCGCAAAGCGGCUCUCUACAACGUCGGGUCAGCGGCGCAGUGCCCCACAACGCGCCGCCGCAAGGCGUCGCAGGCACCACCGCCGAGUCCGCAGCCCAUUGGGGGUCGACCACCGAUGGCGGCAGUGGGCUUUGUCCAUGACCUCUACUCGACCGUGCCGUCGCCGCGCAAGCCAAGCAACAACAACAACCACAAGCAUGGUAGUGGCGACAGUGACGCGAUGCACCCUGUUGGGUGGCGCCUCGGUCAUAGCAACUCGGCGUCGUCGUUCAAACUGGCAGGCGCAGGAACGGACGGGCUCUUGGCGCCGAGCGACGGCUCUCGCCAAGUGCUCGCGGUGCAUGGUCUCACGGACGAGUUCAAGUCGCUGCUGUUGGCGUAUCCGCCGCGGAAGGCGCUGGACGUGGCCGCCGAGCUCGCCAACCCCAGAGAGUGGAAGAAGCGCAUCGAAGGCCGGCCGAACGUCGGUCAUCACAACAUCGACUUGCCCCGGGCGUGGCAUGAGGAGCCGCACGAGGAAGACGCGGACACAAAACCGGCGUGGGUACCACCCGCGUCGCCGCCCAAGCCCCACCUCUUCCAGAACGACAUGGCGACGUCCAACCAAGGGCCACGUCCAGCGACGCCCCCACCAAUCAAUGCGAUUCCGCUUCGGACACCGGACGUGUUUCCGGGUGUCCAGCCGUAUACGCUGCCGGUGCAGACGACGCAAAGUCUGCUGCAGCCGGCGCAGGACGCAGAGCGCGUCUACUUGAAUUUGGAAGCCGCACACAAUGCACACAAGAACCCGGGCCGAAUGUACACUUUGCCCAUCGCAAAACCGGGCCGGGCGUGUCGCUUGGGGCUAGAGACAUUGCACUCGAACGUCUCGUCGACGCUGGAGAAACGCAAGCUCCGGCCCAAGUCAGCACUCCACGCGGUGCAAAAGGCCGCGCCCAUGGUCACAGUCGCCGGUGCCAAAAUACGACCCAAGACGGCGCGGCUGUCGUUUCUGCGGUCGGCGACCGUCUAUUGCAUGGACGCGGCCGAGCGCAACACCGUCGAAGAAUACUCGGAAAAGCUGCAGUUUGAGCGCGAGAAGCGGCGCAGCGUCGUGGGCCAGAAGAACGCGGCGCUCGGCCGGAACAAGACGAUCGUGCACCGCUCGAUCGAAUUCAUCUUCAACUGUCUGCGCAACCAAGCCUACGCCAACGUCCCAGGGCAUCUCCGACAACUGUACGAGACGCUCGACCUCGACGACUAUAUGAGGCUCGUGCAGUCGGCAGCGACGGACCGCCGCGGCCGCCGCAUGCUGCUCCAAGCGCAAAAGAGCUCGUACGAUGCAGGCUUUGACGCUGAGACGCUGCCGCUCCUGUGGCUGGACCGCAAGCAAUUCACGAUCGCACUGCAGCAGCUCAAGUUUUCGACGGCCGACAUCAACCUCAUCUUUAACGCGUUCGACUUUGACCUCGAGCACAAAGUCGAGGUGGGCGAGGUCUGUCGUGAGAUUCGGACGCUCCAGCUCGCCAAGCAAAAGGAGAUCAUGCCCCACUUGCUCCUUAGCGGCGACAAGUCGCGUCUCCGAGAGUCUUUCUGAUGAAUACACGUUCGCAUCCUCAA